This is a messenger RNA of Dentiscutata erythropus, 310 nucleotides long. NCBI's taxonomy places the organism in Eukaryota, Fungi, Glomeromycota, Glomeromycetes, Diversisporales, Gigasporaceae. The record is from the annotation of a GenBank genome assembly.
UAAACCAAAACGUCAGGUUGAUCUUGGCCGAUUUAACGAAGGUCAAUAUGAACAGGCUGUUCAAGAGCAAAUUCAGGCAGAAAUUAUCACUGUUGUUUUAUACCCAAAUGACAACUAUAUGGUUGGUAAAGAUUCGCAUCUCAAACAACAAUACUUUUGGGUUGCUGCUAGUUUACAUGAUAUGUACGCAUUCGAUAAUUUAUUUUUAUUAUAUGAAACUUCAUCAUGCUAUAUUAAUAUGACAUAUUUCAAACUCAUUAAGUGUUCGUCGCUUCAAAAGUUCGAAAAACCAUGGAGUCGAUUUCCCUGA